AUGGCAAAGAGAAAGAAAAUGUCAACAAGACAGCGAAUGCUACAAGACAAAAUAAGAAAAAGAGAACAGAGGCAAAAGCCUGCAGGAAUUCUGCCAGAUGAAGUCUCAGCUUUGACGCCACAACAGUCUGCUGUUCCCUGCGGAACAGUGCAUGGAGCUGAUUCAGCUCCUCCCGGUAAUUUUCCGGGGCUUGGUUCGAUGGGGUUUCCACCUAAAGAGGAAAAACCCCUGGCCAGGGUGCAGGCCUCACCUCGAGUGAAAAUGCAUUCACCUGCCCCGAGGUUGUCACCUCCUCGGGGAAGUCGUCUGUUUGUCCAUGACGAGGGCAAGGCACCGUCCACUGACUCCCCACCGUGGGUUUGUGCUCCACCGAGGGCACCUGGAUCGGACAUAGUGCAUAUGUCUGAUCCAGCAGGACAGGCACAGCUGGAUACCUCCAGGAUGGAGGAGACCAGUAGAAUAUCAAAAGAUGAGGGCACUUUAACGAAUUCUAACAUGGAAACUGAACGAAUAUCAAAAGGAAACUUGAAGGAAAAACCUGAUAUUAUAGAAAGUAUAAACAGAGAAAGAGAUAUGUUGGAGACUGUAAAAAGUAUGAUGGAUUUGAGAGAAGUUACAGAGAUUAUAGAAAAUGUCAGAGAGUCAAGUGAUAAAACUAAUGAUAAGGAAGAAAUGAAGGAAACAAAUGAGAGUAAGGUCUUUAGAAAAGUGAGUGAGGAAAGAAAUUCUAAAAGUUGGAAUAUAAAAGAUAUAAAUGAACAAUGUGAUCAGAGAGAAGGUUGUAAUGUGCAGGAUGAGGGAAAUCAUGAUUUGAAAGCAAGAAGUUUGUACAAUGUAUCUGUUCAGGGCUCUUUCCAUCAAGCUGAUCCUAUGUUUGGUGACACUGCAGGAACUCAAUGUGUGGCAAAUUGUUUAUCAGGUUUGGCUUAUCAUCUUCUGAAAAGUGCACAAAUAUGGCAAACAGCUGAUGUUAACAAAGUAUUGGUGAAUGGAGAUGAACUUUACACAUACCUGCAGAACUGUUCUUCAAUUACAAGUAGGUAUUUGUUAGUUGAUGAGUUACCACAGUAUUUUGAAUGCUUUAGCAACACAUUUGACUUUACUGUGAAGGUAUCGGUACCAAGUUUCAUAAGCUUAUCAGAGGAGGAGCCAUGUUAUGAAGAUUUUAAUGCUUAUCCUCUUUUUGAAGCUCUCCAAAUGGCACUUACCGAGACAAAUGGGUGUUUUGUGUGUUUUGGGGGAAAUACCCUUUUAAUUGGCAGAACUACUGAUGGCUUUUUCAUAUUUGAUUCACAUGCACGGUGCUCUCAGGGAUAUUUAAGUGUUAGAGGGAAAAGUACAAGAAUUUUGAAAAAGGAUGUUCAGGAUGUGUGCUUGCAUCUUAGGUCUCUGGCUCUUUCUAUGGGCUUUUCAAGAAUUGUUGAAUGUGAAUUAACUGGAGUGUUGUGUUCACUGAAACAUUUUGCUAUUGCAGAUGUUUAUGAGGUUGACGGUUCUGAAGAACAGUCAGAAGCAAAUGUAUGUUUUACGCGAGGUACUUCAAUGUUAAAGCAAUCAAAGGAUGAAGAUACUUGGAGAUAUUCAGGAGCAUUGAAAGAUUCAAAUCAGUGUGGGUUAUUGUCAGUACAGUCGGAUGUAUUGCAGACAGAUGAUUUAAUUUUUAUUGGUCAGGAAGUCAAACAACAUGAUUUUAUUCCUUUGUCAGUACAGAAACAAAGGGAGUUGUGCAAAGAGUUGGGAUUUUCCUAUUCUGUUUCUAGAUGUGAAUAUGAUGCAGUGUCCAUAAAAGACAUGGAUAUACCAAGCAACUGUAGAGAAAUAGAAGGAGAUGGAAAUUGUUUUUUCAGGGCAAUAUCAUACAGUCUUACAAACUCUGAGAACUAUCAUCAGCAUCUUAGAAAAGCUGUUUGUCAACAUUUGUUGAAAUAUGAAAAAAAAUUUCAGCAGUUUAUGAGGUGUGAGGGGUCUUUAAGAUCAUACUUACUUUCCAGUGAAAUGUCAGAGGACGGUAUAUGGGCUACUGAAUUGGAGAUUCUUGCAAUGUCGCACAUGCUGAAUAUAGACAUUUAUACUUAUUCAGAUAUGAAAUGGAUUCAAUUCAGUGGGGAAGAACCAAAUCAUGAACCGGGUGAACAUGAUGGUGCUAUUUAUUUAUACCACAGGCAGCAGAACCAUUAUGAUGUGGUUUUAAGUGUAGUUGCGAGGAUGUCGGAAAGCAAUUCAUUCAUCCAAAACAGUUCGAGCAAGAGAGAGUAUAACUUGCGCAGGGGAAAUCGAGAUCGAAUGAAAGGAAAACGAAAUGCUUUUAAAAUGAAAAGGCCAUUAAAGUUAAAAGAAACUCGUAGAGACACAUUUAGGAAAAAGUACAACGGAAGUGAAGAGUUUCGGGAAAAAAUGUUGAAGCAAAAGAAAAACAUGUACUCAACUACAGAGCAUAAGUUAAAAACUCAGAUGAAGAACAAAGAAAGGUAUCAUGCUUUAGAUUCAGAACUUCAAAGGGAAGUGCAACGAGCAAGUAGAGAAAGAAGUAAACUGAAGUACUCAACUAACGUUGAACACAGAGAGGAGAAGAAGGGGAAAAGUAUUCAGAAAUACAAGUGUGAUGCUCAGUUCAGAGAUCAAGUGAAGGAAAAGAGCAAAGAAAAGUACAGGGCAAAUGUGGAACAUCAGGGAAAUGUCAAGAAAGCAAGUACUGAGAAGUACAAAACAAACUUGGAACACCAGGAAAAUGUAAAAAAUGCAAGUACUGAAAAGUACAAGACAAACGUGAAACACCAGGAAAAUGUAAAAAAGGCAAGUACUGAAAAGUACAAGACAAAUUUGGAACAUCAGAGAAAUGUAAAAAAGGCAAGUACUGAAAAGUACAAGACAAACUUGGAACACCAGGAAAAUAUAAAAAAGGCAAGUACUGAAAAGUACAGGACAGAUUUGGAACAUCGGGAAAAUGUUAAGAGAAGAAGCAGAGAAAAGUACAAAACAGACCUGGUACACAAGUCUAAAGUUAAACAGGGAGUUUUAAAAAAAUACAAAGAGAAUGAAACAUAUAGGAUAAAAAACAAAGCUGCUAAUGUUCUUAGAUACAGUACUAAUGCAACUUUUAAAGCAAUUGUUAAGGAAAAAGCAGCAAAGAGAUAUCAGACUGAUACCAAAGUCCAAUCAGAAGUGAAGAAACGUAGUAAGGAUGGCUAUCACUCAUCUGCAGAAUUGAAAAGGAAGAAAAAAGAAGAAGUUUCACAAAAAAGGAGGCAAAAGCAAUUGAAUUUGGAACAUGAAGAGGAAGUAAUCAGACUGUUUAAGAAAAAUGCAAUGGAGGGACCUGAUUUUGUGUGUACGUGUUGCCAUAGGCUAUUGUUUAAAAGUCAAGUUCAAACAUGUGAAAGGCAGAUGUACGAGAAAAGUGAAUCAGCAAGAACUAUUUCUAACAUAUGUUUGUUAGACAAGUAUUUGCAUGAAUGUUCUGACUCAUGCCCAGAAGCAUGUACCAAAUCUUCAUUAUGGAUUUGUUAUACAUGUCAUAGGAAAAUACUGAGUGGCAAAGCACCAGCGGAGGCUGCAGCAAACGGUAUGAUUUUAGAGGAUAUUCCACCCGAGUUGUCUAAAUUGAACAGUUUAGAACAGCAUCUGAUUGCAAUUCAUAUACCAUUUAUGAAGGUUAUGGCUCUACCCCAUGGUGGACAAAAAAAUGUUCAUGGACCUGUUAUUUGUGUACCUUCAGAUAUGAAAAAGACUGCCAACUUACCAAUGAAACAGGAGGAGAACUUGUUGUUACGUGUUAAAUUGAAAAGGAAAUUGAAUUACAAAGGCUAUUUUGAAUACCAGUUCGUUAAUAUGAGCCAUGUCAUGACUGCUUUAUCAUACUUGAAGGAGAAUAACCUUUGGUACAAGGAUGUUAAAAUUGAAUCAAGUAUUGAAGAAGGUUUGACGAAUCAUGAGGAGAGGACAGAUGUUGUAAAUACAGAGGACAACGAAGAAAUUGAAGAGGAAAUUGUUUCAUUUGACACAUGUUUACAGCCUGUUGAUGUUGCGCAGGAAGUUUUAGACCACUACUUUGAUGAUGUGUACAACAUUGCACCAGGUGAAGGGAAAAACCCUAUUCGAAUGUUGCAGGAACCUGGCAAUGAAGCAAAGGCAUUUCCUUGUCUUUUUCCAAGUGGUUGUUUUUCUUGGAAUGAAGAAAGAUCAGAAAAAUUAACACUUUCUAAGUAUUUCAACAAUAGGUUAAUGAAUGCAGAUGACAGGUUUGCUAAAGAUACCAAUUACAUUUUCUUCAGCCAGUACAUGUCUGAAUUGAACCAAGUGAUUGAAAAAACACAAAUUUCACUUCGAAAAUCUCUAUCAAAAUGUACUAGUGGGAAACCUGUAACAAUAGAUAUGCUGCAAGAUCCAACUACUCUCUGUAGAUUGCUGAGAAAUGAUGAUGCAAUUAGAUUUAUGCAACCGAUAAGAGGAACACCAGCUUAUUGGGCAACUGCUCAAAAGGACCUCUUUGCAAUGCUGCGGCAAUUAGGCAUCCCUACUUGGUUUUGUUCGUUUUCUGCAGCAGAGUACAGAUGGAAUGAUGCUGUUAAAGCUAUAUUACAACAGCAAAAUGAUAACAGAAAUCCUGAUGAAAUGGAAUGGUCAGAAAAAAAAUGA
This is a messenger RNA of Saccostrea cuccullata (small rock oyster), 4635 nucleotides long. RefSeq lists its product as uncharacterized. Lineage: Eukaryota; Metazoa; Mollusca; Bivalvia; Ostreida; Ostreidae. The record is from RefSeq and is a predicted model, not a curated record. The transcript has a single exon. Bases 1 to 4635 code for a protein of 1544 amino acids. Gene Ontology annotation, biological process: protein deubiquitination. Gene Ontology annotation, molecular function: cysteine-type deubiquitinase activity.